AUGGCUGAGAACGAGUCUCCCGCAAGGGAACCUUCCGCCCGUGGACGUGGCCGCGGUGGAAGAGGUCGUGGCGGUCGAGGUAGAGGUGGUGGCAGAGGUGGCUCUACUGCUGCUCUUACCAAGGCGGCUACAGCAAAAGCUGGCCGUGGCGGUUCACGAAGAGGGCGAGCAAAGAACUUCACGGAUUCGCGUGUCCAAGCUGCUUAUGAGCGUCAACGGCACCUCAAGGCCAACUAUCAAGCUGUUGCUCUCGCUCUAAGACCCGCCCUGCAAGAACUUGCUGAGCGCACUAUCGAUGAUGCUCUUCGAAACCCUGACAAGCAUAAACAUGCCCAAGAGUUUCUACCUGUCAUGCAACAGCUCCAAGACAUUCUCGACGCCAAACUCGCCGAGCAUCAGCGUCGUCUCGAGAAGGACCUCGAGCUGGCUCAGCACUUGCAUAAUGCCCACAAUUACGUCGCCAACCAAGAGUUUGAGAACGGUAUCGAGGAGAUCAUUGAACAGUUCUACGAAGGACAGGAGAAUCGUGCUCGAAUUCUCAACUCAUUGUAUGACAAGGACCUUCCUGUUGAUGUCGUUGAUGAUCAGUACGAGUACAAGACCAUCACUGAUGAACAGCUGGACGAAGAAUUCGGAAACUAUGAGUGCUACCACGAGGGCAAUCUGGUUCCUUAUCCUUCUCGUGUUCCAGGCACUGCCAUGUGGCAAAGGGGACGCGACAACGAAGCGGCUGCUACCGCUGCUGUCACUGCGGCUGCGGCUGCGCCAGUCAAGGGCCGCGGCCGAGGUCGUGGUGUCAAUAAGCGCCGAGCUCAAGAGCAACCUGAUGGUCAACCCACACCUAAGAAGAACACCAGAAGUAAUGCUGAAGAUGCCGCCGCCGACUCUCCCUCACAUACUGCCCCUGCUCCGGCAAAGGGCCUUCUUGCUUCAGCUGCCGAAGCUGAGGCAACGCCUGCGGGCACGCCAGCUGAGUCAGAUUCAACACCGGCUUCCCCAGAACCUCCCGCUUUCCCUAACGGCGGUAUGGUACCCGCUGCAGUUGCUCGGGUUCAAAACACCAAGCUAUCCGCUCGUGAGAGGAGUCCCCCAUUGCCAAAGAACAUGGGCGAGCCAGAUGAGUUCGGUUUCAGAAUGUACAACCAAAAGCCAGCUAUGCGAGAGAAGGGCAUUAAUAGCCGCCUUUUUGUGCCUCGUCCAUUUGAAUUUGAGGGCUGGGAAAUUGGCUUCAGAGACACCAUGAAUGACUCCAGCAAGGGUCAUACCCAUGCAAAGCGUGGCAAGUAUCUUGACACCCCCAACAGCAACGGCUUGCACAUCGACCACUAUUGCAAUGGCUACGACUACUCAGCCACAACUCCCAGUGACUUUGACAAGGCGCUCGUUAAGCGCUAUGGCGUGCAUCCUAGGUACGGUAUCAUCCUGCGAAACGGGCCUGUUCCUGAGGCCGUUAAGACUCCUCAUGUCAUGCCAGGAAAGCCUGUUGUGUUUAUCGCAAACCCUUCGGGCCGAAUCUCACAUGCCUCGCGCUCUUUUCUCAAGACCACUAACCACCGCCGCUCGGAGGAUAACCCAUAUCGUAGCAAGAUUGGGGCUUCGAUGAGACGGUUUUGCAAACUUGACGAAGUCGACUUUGAUGAGAUAUCCGUUGCUGAGUAUGUCCGUUCCGAAGAAGAGCUGCGAAGCAAAUCUCUCGGCACUGCUAUGAGGGAGCUCGAGGCUCGACCUGUUGUCAGCCGAGCGCCAUCCGAGUCGGAGGAGUCAGAGGCCGAAGAACAAGAUGCUGAAGAAGAGGACGCCACGGUUCCUCAGCCUAAAGCCGGGUUCAGCGACCUUUCUGUUCUCGCCCUUGCCAGUGCUUUCCUUGAGGCUGAGGAGUCGAAUAAGAUUCCAAAACCUGCCCCCAAGCCGGCCCGUUACGACGCGAUCCGGGAUGUCUUUACUGACUCGAAGCCUGCGCCUGCCCCCAAACCGGACACCAGCUCCAGCGUUGGCCUUGACAUCCUGGCUGCCUUGAGCAACAUUGCGAGCACCUCCAACGAGCCCGCGCCCAUGCAAGAGGUCGCUCGAGCUUACGAUGCUGCUAUGGUACCUGAGCAGGCUGUUAGUUACGAACAAGCCCCAGUGUAUGAGGCUCCCCCUGUGUACGAGCCCAUUGGCGUUCAGGAGCAGCAAAUGUACCGGGACGUUCCUGUGAAUGGCAUGGGCCCCGCCCCUAUUGCUCAUGGAAUGUAUGAACAUGACCCCCGAGGCUCAGUUUCCAUGACAAAUGAGCUGCCACCCACUACCCCAGGACAGACUCAUAUCGAUCCUCGAUACAAUUCUAACCCUGUCGAGGUCCCUCAAGGAUACAUGCACCAACCCCGCGCACAGCUACCCAUGCAACCAAGCGGCCCUGUGCAUGGCCAUCAUGGAGAGGCCAUGCCCUAUCCACCUAUUCAUGAACACGCCGUGUCACAACAUUCGUCAGUACGACAUUCAGAUUAUCCCCCUCCACCUCCUUCCCAGGGCCCUCCACCAAUUCAGGACCAGGGGGGAUACCUGUCACAUAGUAGCUACCAGAACCCAGAUCACCGUGAUGCUCACAUGGCCGCCGGCCGUCCUGUCGACCCAGGAUACUCUCCGCGCCGUAUGAGUGGCUACGCCACCGAAGUCCCAAGCUACUCUCGUGCGUACUGGUCGCAGCCCCCUCUGCCAGGCCCGCCUCCCGGACCUGCAGUUGCACCUCCCGGACCACCGGGACCGGCCCCAGGCUCCGUGCCACCUCGCUAUUCAUCUCCAGCUCCCCCUUCUGCACGCAUUCCUUUUUCUCAUAACGGGAGUGCCGAGCCUCUACCACCUUUACGACCUUCGCGAGGACGCAACCAGUCCCUUCAGGACGAGAACCUUCUGGAACCUAGCUUACGGUCCUCCGGUUCUUACUACCCCCCCGGCCCUCCUCGCCACUAUCACCGAGGCUAUCCUGGCCCCGAGCCACAUGGACAACCGCCGUUGCAGCCUAUUGCAACAGACAGAAUUCUGCCUAACCCGCAGACUUCUGGGCAAGGCUAUAUGACCUCGCCUCAUUCAGGCUUUGCUCAUCAAGUACUUUCUCCAACGUAUGCGAACCCCCCUCCUAUGCCUCCGCACAUGGCUCAAAGCCCCCAAGACAAUCCCCAGGGUCCUCCCAACUCGAUUCAUCAUCAUCGAUCUACCCCUUCAGGGUCAUCUGAUGCCGGCAACAAGUACCGAAAACUUCAGCCCGCCCCUGUUCCCGCGCAUCGAGCGUGGCGGGACAAGGUCGAGCUCAAGACCAUCCCUUACGACCACAAAGAGACUGGAUCUGCCGCCGCACUACCCAGUUCUGGUCCAACCCAGAUCAGAGGUUGGAGUAAUGGUGAUGACUCUUCUUCAAAGGCAUGUGGGAAAUCUGGGUCGAUACCGGCCUUCAAGUCAGUCCGGUUUACUGAGCCUCUCGUCGGGGCCCCAUCUACUGCUACUGGCCAGAGAUCGAACAAGCGUAAGCAGCCGGAUUCACCACCCGACGGAGACAUUGUGGAGCUCCAUUCUCCAAAGAAAUCUGUCAAGGACGUUGAGGUGGCGAUGAUUGAGCAAUAUGAUAACCCGCAUAAGCGACGACUGCGUCCUAGAAAACCCAAGGCUACCGAGGCAAAACCCACUUCAUCGAUAGUCGAGCCAGCAAAGAAGAAAUCGAAAGUAGCCCCUUCACGCAAACGCAAAGCUACCGAUACUCCCAAGACAGAACCUGCAACUGGAGUCAAGAGAAUCAAGAUCAUCCUAUCUGGCACUUCGAGGAACGCGAACGCUCAAGCUGCAACCCCUACUAUUGCCAAAGAUGACAAGCCCACAACCAAUAAAGAACGCCCUGUCAAGGACGAAUCUUCUGAUGAUGUCCACACCAUAAAGAGUCAGCGAGCAGUCAUCACCAUUGACAGCACUGACGAGAGUUCACCAUAA
Molecule: messenger RNA, 3957 nt
Organism: Fusarium sp. VM40
Lineage: Eukaryota; Fungi; Ascomycota; Sordariomycetes; Hypocreales; Nectriaceae
Source: the annotation of a GenBank genome assembly